AUGUCAAACAACAAACAAAAAUCUUCUCCAGUCAUUAAUUUAAUUGCAGGUGGUACAGCUGGUCUAUUUGAAGCAUUAUGUUGUCAUCCUUUAGAUACAAUCAAAGUUAGAAUGCAAAUAUUUAGAAGAACAAACUCAAAGGAACAUCCAGGUACCAAACCACCAGGUUUUAUUAAAACCGGCAGAACCAUCUAUCACAAUGAAGGUUUCUUAGCAUUAUAUAAAGGGCUAGGUGCUGUGGCCAUUGGGAUUAUCCCAAAGAUGGCUAUCCGAUUCUCCUCAUAUGAGUGGUAUAGAACUUUACUGGCAGACAAAGAAACCGGAAAAGUGUCGACUGGUAACACAUUCAUUGCCGGGCUGAUGGCAGGUGUUACUGAGGCUGUUAUGGUGGUGAAUCCGAUGGAAGUUGUAAAAAUUAGAUUACAGGCACAGCACUUGCCUGAACCUACUGUAAAAGUUGCAAAAAAUGUUGUCGCUACCGCUGCUACUCCAAAUGGUGCCACUGCUAAUAUUGUUUCUUCCACCACCGUAUCUGCUACAUCUAGUUCUGUUGCCACUGCGGCUCCUAGAUACAGAAAUGCUGUUCACACUGCCUAUAUGAUCGUAAAAGAAGAAGGUUUUGGUGCACUUUAUAGAGGAGUCUCUCUGACAGCUGCUAGACAAGCUACUAACCAGGGUGCUAAUUUCACCGUUUACUCCAAGCUAAAAGAAUUCUUGCAAAAAUUCCAUGGUACAGAUUCUUUACCAUCAUGGGAGACGUCUUUAAUUGGGUUGAUCUCUGGCGCCAUUGGUCCAUUUUCAAAUGCUCCAUUAGAUACUAUUAAGACUCGUCUACAAAAAGAUAAGACCAUCAAAAGUGAAAGGGAAAAUACCUCUUCAUGGAAACGUAUUACUGCCAUUGGUUCUACUUUAAUCAAAGAGGAAGGUGUAGCUGCAUUAUAUAAAGGUAUUACCCCAAGAGUUAUGAGAGUGGCCCCAGGACAAGCUGUUACCUUCACUGUCUAUGAAUUUGUUAGAGCGCAUCUAGAAAGUUUGGGGUUUUUCAGUGACAAGGCCAGUAAACCAAAGAAAUUGAACUGA
Molecule: messenger RNA, 1080 nt
Organism: Arxiozyma heterogenica
Lineage: Eukaryota; Fungi; Ascomycota; Saccharomycetes; Saccharomycetales; Saccharomycetaceae
Gene: SFC1
Product: Sfc1p
Exons: 1
Coding region: 1-1080 (359 amino acids)
Biological process (GO): succinate transport; transmembrane transport; fumarate transport
Cellular component (GO): mitochondrion
Molecular function (GO): succinate:fumarate antiporter activity
Source: RefSeq, a predicted model, not a curated record